Messenger RNA from Magnusiomyces paraingens, 4761 nucleotides. RefSeq lists its product as uncharacterized. The record is from RefSeq and is a predicted model, not a curated record. Lineage: Eukaryota; Fungi; Ascomycota; Dipodascomycetes; Dipodascales; Dipodascaceae. The coding region runs from base 1 to 4761 and encodes 1586 amino acids. The transcript has a single exon.
AUGAAUAGCUCUCAGUCUAACAACAAUAAUACCAGUAGCAAUAACAAUAACAAUAACAAUAACAAUAACAACAAUAACAAUAACCAUCAUCAUUUCCCAAGUCUUGAUAUUAACGAACUAUCUCAGUACCAUCUUGGAGCUCAACCUCCAACAUCUCUCAGCUCUUACCAAUACCCCGACCCAAAUGCAUCAUCAUCAUCCUCUUCUAUCAAACGUAAACGCUCAUAUAUCCUGGGCGAUAAGCCCGGCCCACAACCCCACCGACAAGAACCCCCAAAUAUAAGGCUCGAUGGUAAUGGAAUCUAUCAUAAUAAUAAUACUAGUCAACAUCUUGACCCAAGUCAUCAUUUCCAGCUCCCAUCUCCUGUAAAUACUCAAACGUUUGCUCCUUCUGAUCCAGCUAAAGAUGCUCUUUGGUCUUCUGCUGAAGAUCAAGGCCAAACGGCUGCUGCCGUUAGAAACAUUUCUCCAUGGAACGGAUCCAGUCACCAAAUGUAUGACAACACCAUGCCAUUUUAUAAUAUCCAUUCAAAGACCGUGACUAGUGAUCAGUGUCAAACUUCUCUUUCCGAACAUCGACCAUACAACCCUCUUCUACUACCUCAACCAAAUCCCUUGUAUAGCAGUAGCAGCAGUAGCGGCAGCAGCAGUAGCGGUAGCAGCAGUAGCGGUAGCAGCAGUAGCAGUAGCAGUAGCAGCAGUAGCAGUAGCAGUAGCAGCAGUAGCAGUAGCAGUAGCAGUAGCAGCAGCAACAGCAGCAGCAGCAGCAACAGCAACAGCAACAGCAACAGCAACAGCAGCAAUAGCAAUGGCAGUAGUGGUUCUGACGCCACGCAGUACGAUUCUGGUACCGGUAACACUACUGCAACAUUACCCACCACUUCUGAAAAAAUAACUAGUGGGGGUACAUCAAGCAUAGAUUCUUAUGGAGUUCCUCUAAAAUAUCAUCAUCAUCAACAACAUCAACCAUUACCUCCUCCAAAACAACAACAACCAUCUCUGACUGUUCUUGGAAACCAGACUCAAUCUCACUAUGGAGAGACUUACAAACGAGAUGAAAAUUCUUCCCAUCUACAAAAACCUUCCCAAAAUGCAGCAACACACGUUAAACACACAAACCAAACCUUUUUCAAUAAUGCCUUAGAUACACUAUCUAAAUCCAUGGAUUUUAAUCUAACAAACCCAAAGAGCAAUAAUAUAGAAUCAUGUGUUAACAUUAAUCAACUACUUUCUGGAAAUACACCAUCGCUGACUAACGUUAAUACUAAUAACAAUCAGCCCAACAAUACCUAUUCUCAAGACAAAAAUCUUAACUUUGACAACAACCUGUCUACUCCAAACAUAACCGAAAUUGAAAAAUCAUUUGGUAUCAAUCCCUCUCCUGUCCCUCCAGAAAGUUUUAAUGCCGAUACUUCAUUUGUUGUGACACCCUUAAACCACAACUUGGAAAAGAAACAGAGACUUCCUUCAUCCAUUACAAAAACUCAUAUCCAAUUAUCAAGUAUAGAACGACCAAAGUACUUAGACCAGCUAGACAUUAGUAAUACAUAUUUCGAACUUUUCCCUGGCUUAGUACUACCCGGUAUUGAAGAGGAACAUAAUUCUUUUAAUCAACCAAAAGAGGGGAAAAUUGAUGUUUUUUUGGAUCUAACUACGGAAAAAUCACUAAUUUAUAUUCCUCAUCGGAAUUUUAAAAAAAAAGAUUUAAUGACUUUAUUUUUCCGGCCUAUCAUUGAUAAAACAGAUUAUUCCAGUAAUACAGUCAUUCAAUAUCAUCGAAAUAGCUCAACCGACAAUAACAAUAAUGCUAGUCUUACAACCCAGCAUAUUUUGACAAUUCAUACUCCUCUCCAAGAUACAUUUAGUAGCGCUCUUCAAUAUUUUGAUCCGGUAACCAACCCAGACGCACACUCCUACCUAAAACUCUAUUUCGAUUUAAUAUAUCUCAAAGGUGAUGAAAAAGAUGGCGAAGCUCUCAAAAACUUGUUUAAUAGCUUUUGCCGCACACCCUUCCCUGCAUUCACUAGUACCAAUCUGACAAAUCAACGUUGGUUCACAAACGUACUAAAACACAAUACCCAAAUAUGGAAUAUCGUCACUGAACUUAAAAAACAGUCUUUGAUACGAGAUACUAGAAACAACAUCAUAGAGCAAUUGAGCUCUGGUGUCAAAACAAUCAAGGUUUGUAACGGUCUCUGUUAUGCUUAUACGAGCUCACAGUAUACGGUAAACAAUAGCCCUCUUCCCAACGUUUUGUACAAGUGCCCCCGGUGUACCAGCACAGAAACCAUUGAUUUGGAAUACACUUCACCCAAGCUACUAGUAAGCCACAUGAUGUGCAAUCCAACUUUAGCGCGGCUGAUAAAAACUUCUCCAACGGCCCAAACCAAAAGCCCAAUCGACAAUGUUUUUGAGUCCAACGUUGUUAAGCGACUCCGCGAAAAGGGGUACCUGAAAACCCCUUACGAGCUGUUAUUUUGCUUGUCAUUAGUCAAUACUAGCGUCUAUAAAACUGCCACUGGUGUGGAGCUCAUCCAAAUCAAUCUCAUUUUGCUCAACCUCCCACCUAGUGAACGAUACCUCAAGGAAAACAUGUUUCCAAUCUUUUAUCUACCAAAGUUCACCAGCAACUGGCACAAUAUUUCUAUUGAUUCCUAUUUCCAGGCCAUUGUGAAUGACUUUAAAGACCUUGGGUCGGUUGGCUUCAGAGUUUAUGAUGCUGAUGUCAAACAAUGGAAAAUCAUGAAGGGGUAUCUUGGGUUUAUUACAGGAGACUUGUCUUCAGUCAGUUUGGCCAUGGGUUAUGUUUACGAGUUUGGCAAUUACCCCUGUCGGGUAUGUGGUGCAAAGACUUGCAAUAUUGAUUUACACCAUCAACAUCUUUUCACAAGCAAUGGUGUUGAGGCAAGUGGCACUGUAUGCAACUUCCAGCUCAAUCCAACUGACCUACCAUUUAAGCCUGAUGAAACCCUCAAGGAUAAUGAGUGGUACCAAAAGUUUCAAAAUCUUUUAGAUGUUGAGAGUGGCAAGUUCCCCAAGGACAUUUGCAAGGUUGAAGGUAUUAACCACCGCAAUGUGUUUUUAGAGCUAGACACUAUUUUCCUUCCAGACUCAUUCCCAUUUGACUUUAUGAAUUUCCAUUAUUCUUCUACUUGCAGAAAAAUCCUCACUCUUGCAUUUAGUACUACUGAAAACUGCUACCGCAGAAAUAUACCAAAGUUUUCCCAAACAAUUGGCGCUCAUAACAGGUUUUGUCACGUCCUUGAUUUUUUUAAUCGAGCGCUUCCUUCACAAUGGUUGAAGGAAAAGUUUGAUUAUGAGAAAAUUUUAAAGGGAUCUCCAGGAGCUCUUUCAUCUGUGCAAGCAAAGCAGUUCCUCGAUCUCUUUUAUAUUAUUUAUUUCGAGGCCUUGAGUGACCAGAGUAAUUCCGAUGGUCUCAACUUGGGCAGCGAUAUCGAAGAUAUUCUUAUUUUGGAAUUUACUUUGAUUUUGCAAAUCUCCAUUUCAAGAGAAAUUAGUCCUACAUUGUUGGAUUUUUUGGAGAUUUCCUUUGCUCAUUUAGUCAAAAGACUAGAACGCAUUGUCAUUGAUGGGUAUUCCCAAGGAGCCAAUCUCUCCAUAUUUUCAUUAACUGUGCACUCAAUCCAGCACAUUACAUACUACAUUCGUAAAUGCGGGAACCUUUCCUCAUUUAACAGCCAUAAUCUGUGCAGAUCAUAUUGUGACUUUAGCGAUAUCCAGGAUGAUUUCUUUGGCGGAGUCAAUAGUAACAGAGGCAACAAAAAGUCCAUUCAAAAGAUUAUGGACUUGAAUCUGCAGAAUCUUGCAGUCCGUCUGAUCUUGCCUGCCGAAAGUCAUUUUCACACUGGAAGCUGUACUCUUGUUGAGCCUCGUCAGGGGUAUUUCCCCAUCAACAAGUCAUGGGAAACCCUUUCUCUUUUGGAAAAGUACCAAGAGAUUGAGUCCAAAGGUGAUGUAUUUGCCACGGCCAUUUUCUACUCAAAGCUUAAUCGUCUAGUUUGGAGAUUUUUCAAAAGAAAUAAGACUUUCCAACUUUGCAUGGUGGACCCUCAAACGAAGGCUGUAAUUUUCCCUCAACAAAACGACUUGUUUUUGGACCCUGCCAAGUGCCAACGUUUUCGGGCAUGUGAAUUUGCAUCCACAAAAGCACAAACUCGUAUCGACAAUGUGGCGCGGCUCAAGUCCAAGGAUAAAGCUCGGUAUGCUCUAGUGCAUGAUUUUGUCAAGAUCCGAUUCACGGUUGCUAAUCCAGAUGGAACCAAUGUACGUGAGAUGGAAAAGGGGUUUGUACUUUUCACAGAGCUGACAACGCAACUUAAGAAAAUUGAAGUUUCUUCGGAGGUUGUUGAUCCUAAAAACAUGUUCCCCAAGGGAACUAACUUUGGACCAUCAUCUAUUCUUGACAAUACUGGUAAGGUUGGACUUAAGUCCAACAUUAUCUAUGGGUAUUAUUAUACGUUCCCCUAUUGCGAGGAAGAGGCAGCAGAUUAUGCUUCCUUUGGCCGUUUGUAUUGUGAGCCACCCAUGGAACAGCGUUGGGAUGUUGCACCUGCGGAAUCUUUGUCUAACCCAGUCUACUCGAUUCCCAUUGUUUCUCGGGACCAAAAGACUGUGAAUGUACAUUUGUUUGAUACUCGCUAUCAUUGUGAGCUUCUUGCUGGGAAUAAGCAUGUUUUGAUUGAUGACUGUGGACCGGAAAAUGAAUACAAUGAGAUAUACGGAAAGGCCAGUAACAAAUGA